Molecule: messenger RNA, 720 nt
Organism: Rhineura floridana
Lineage: Eukaryota; Metazoa; Chordata; Lepidosauria; Squamata; Rhineuridae
Gene: SVBP
Product: small vasohibin binding protein
Exons: 2
Coding region: 87-401 (104 amino acids)
Biological process (GO): negative regulation of protein ubiquitination; protein secretion
Cellular component (GO): apical part of cell
Source: RefSeq, a predicted model, not a curated record
CGGCCCCGCCCCGCCCCCCAUAGAGAUGCGGGGAGGGCGAUGAGUAGAGCGACCACCGCGCGUGGAAAGAAAGCUCCUUCUUCUCUAUGCUACUUAACCCCUGCGCAUGCGCCGUUUUCGGCUCGGCGGCCAUCUUCCUUCGCGGGAGGAGGAGGAAAAUGGAGCCCGGCGGGGUCCGCCGUGAGAAGGUGCCGCCGCUCCCGCCGCCGCAGCAGGCGACCCCGCCCAAGAUCAAGGACGGGCCCAGCAGCCGCCUUGAGAAGGCCAAGCAACGCGCGGCUCAGCAGGAGCUGAAGCAGCGGCAGCGGGCCGAGAUCUACGCCCUCAACCGGGUGAUGACUGAACUGGAGCAACAGCAGUUUGACGCCUUCUGCAAGCAGAUGCAAGCUUCCAGUGACUGAGGGCGAGCCACACUCCAGACAGGCCGGUCAUUUAUGUCCCAUGUGUGGCUUCCCUCAAGGACCAGCACUUCUGCACCCUGGGCCACAGUCAGUGGCCUGGCAGAAUGGGCCACCCAGGAACAGGGGGAACUGGCCAGCCUCUGCUCCCACCAGCUGACUGCCUUUAGCCACCAUCUACAGCUUCCCCGACAAACCCUCUUUUCUUGAACUACUGGCCUGUCUUUGUUAAAAUGGAGUUCCGUUUUAUAAUUAUAUUUAUUACUUUGGUUUGAAAAAUGAAGUUAUUGUGUUUUUUAAAAAAUAAAGCCUGCCUCUAUGA